Messenger RNA from Sordaria macrospora k-hell, 3954 nucleotides. RefSeq lists its product as uncharacterized. Lineage: Eukaryota; Fungi; Ascomycota; Sordariomycetes; Sordariales; Sordariaceae. Gene Ontology annotation, cellular component: Mre11 complex; condensed nuclear chromosome; nucleus. Gene Ontology annotation, molecular function: ATP hydrolysis activity; double-stranded telomeric DNA binding; single-stranded telomeric DNA binding. Gene Ontology annotation, biological process: telomere maintenance via telomerase; telomere maintenance via recombination; chromosome organization involved in meiotic cell cycle. The record is from RefSeq and is a predicted model, not a curated record.
AUGUCCAAGAUCGAGAAAAUGUCCAUCUUGGGCGUGCGCUCCUUUGGGCCACGCCACCCAGAAGCCAUCGCCUUCAACACUCCGCUAACCCUUAUCGUCGGAUACAAUGGCUCGGGCAAGACCACCAUCAUCGAAUGUCUCAAGUACGCUACCACUGGCGAGCUUCCGCCCAACAGCAAGGGCGGUGCCUUCAUUCACGACCCUAACCUCGUCGGCGAGAAAGAUGUCCAGGCGCAGAUCAAGCUUUCCUUCCGCUCCACUGUUGGUGAAUCCUUCGUCGUAACCCGAAACGUGCAGCUAGUCGUCAAGAAGGCCACAAGAACCCAGAAGACCCUCGAAGGAAGUCUCCUACUGCGAUCCAAUGGUGAUCGUCAAUUAAUAUCUACCAGGGUGAUGGAACUCGACAAGCUGGUUCCCGAAAAGCUGGGUGUCUCACCAGCCGUUCUAGACGCGGUUAUCUUUUGCCAUCAGGAUGAGUCCCUCUGGCCCAUGAGCGCGCCGGCUGACCUGAAAAAGAAAUUUGACGAGAUCUUUGAGGCCCAAAAGUACGCCAAAGUCAUCGAGAACCUUAAGCUCCUUAAGAAAAAGAAGGGCGAAGAGCUUCGAAUCCUCAAGGUACAAGAAGCCCAAGACAAAGAAAACAAGGAGAGGGCAGACAGGGUCGACAGGGAGCUCAGUAAGCUCACUCGCGAGAUCCAAGAGGCUCGUGACAAGUGCAACGAGCUGCUGGAUCAAAUCGAGCACGAGGAUGUUCGCAUCAAGCAAAAAUGGGAGCAGGCCAACAGUUUCCUCAGGAUCGUCAACGAGCUGCAGACCAAGCAGGAGAAGCUCGAGUACAAGAAGGACGCCAUCGCAGAGUUGCGGGAACGUAUCGAGGAGAGUACAGGGUCUGACGAAUAUCUUCGAGACGCUCUCAACCAGUACGAACAGACUGUUGAGCGGAUGAACACCGACCGAGAUCAAAAGGUGGCCCAAUUUGGGACCCUGCAGACCGAGCUCAAGACCGCCCGAGUUAAGCAUACUGCCAAGGCUGAGGAGCAGGGAAAGCAUCAAUCCGACAAGGACAAAUAUGACCGCCAACUCGUUUCGCAACGUCAGAUGAUCCAAGAAGCUGCCGAAAAGCACGAGAUCCGCGGCUACGACGGUGACUUGGAUGACCAAGAGAUCAAUGCAUUCUACGAACGCAUCCAGAAAAUGCUCCAAGACACGAAACGGAAUCUGGAACGUCUUCAACGCGACAACGCUGCCGAGCUAGAUGCAAAAUCCGCCGUUAUCACGGAACUGGAGAGCCGGAAGGCGUCUCGCAUUCGAGAUCGGAAAACAUCAUCCCAGCGGGUCGCGACACUUCAAAGAGACAUUACUAAACUCCAAGGGGAUCUGAACAAUCUCGACGUUGACGAAGGCGCGGAGGCAGUACUACGGACCGAGAUGAAGGGAUUGGAGUCCAGAAUCAAGCAAGCCAAGGCUGACAACAAAGUGGCCGAACUCGACUCACAGAUCAAGGAGCUAAACAACGAGGUCUUGACUCUAGAAGCCCAAGGUGCCAAGCUGAGCCGCGAACUAGUCGAAUGUACCAAUUUAGCAGCAGAACGUGCACAGCUUGAACUUCGCAAGAACCAGCUCAAGGAACGGAAGGGGGAACUGGACAUUCUGAAGAGCACGUUCAAUCAGCAGUUGACAGAAGUUAUCGGCAAAGACUGGAUAUCAGAAACCAUCGAGACAGACUUUCAGAAAGCGCUCCGACGGCUGAGUGACCGACUCUCUGAGCUCAGAAAGACAAAGGAUUCAACGCAGCAAGAACUGAAGCAGGUUGAGUUUAAGCUCACUACUGCUCGUGAGAAGCAGACUAAGUCCGUGAAGGAAAGGGACAGCUGCAAGAAAGACGUAUACGGGGCUGUGGAGAAAGCGGCAACUAAAGAAAUGCUGGCAAGGGGGGUGUCGGUGGACGAUUACGCGGAGACAGUUGCGGAGAUCGAGAAAGAGUUAAAAAUCAUCGACACGGAUAUGGAACUGGAUGAGUAUUUGACGGAGUACUUCACGAGUGCGAAGGAAGCAGCAGAGGAAAAGAAGACGUGCUACCUUUGCGACCAAUCUUUGGCCAACGAAAAAGUCAUGCAAAAACUGAUGAAAAAGAUCAGAAAAAAGCUCGAUGAUAAACACAAAGACGAGCAGCUCAAAGAGCAAGCCAUGUUUAGACGUCUUCUUGGGACGCUGAGAAGUGUGCGGACGAAGUACGAGACUUAUGGACGGCUGUGUAAGGAGCUGCCGGGUUUAGUCGAGGAGAUCAAUACCCUCACGUCUGAGAAAGAAAGACUGGUUCGACAGCUCGAGGACCAGGAUGGCACUUUCAAAGCUGCCGAAGAGAAGCGGAAUGCGGCGGAUGGGCUAAGCAAGAGCGUACUGAAGAUUGCACAGGCUGUCAAAGACAUUGCGGAUUUUGAGAGACAGGUCGAGAGAUCCCAGCAAAACUCGAGCAUCCAAGUGCGAAGCGCUGACGAGAUCAACGAUGACCAAACAGCCUGUGCAGAGCAGUUGAGAAUUACCCAGGCAAAGCUGACCAAGUUAACCGCCGAACGCCAACGGUUGAAGGAUCAGGCGGCUCAGCUCGAGGUUGAGAAACUGGAAUUGAAGCACAAGAUUACUGAGGUUGUCCAGCAACUAGAGCACAAGAAGCGACUCCAGGACACGAUUAAGAAUCACAAGGAAGAGCAGAAUGAGCUUCGGAAGAACAUGCAAGACAUCGACAAAGAGGUCGAGAGUAUUGACCCAGAAAUUGCCAGCGCCAGGGCAGCCCUUGAGGAAUCUCGAAAGCAGGGCCGAGCCAGAGAGCAGCGAAUCGCAGAGGAACGCGACGGUAUCGCCACCACGGUGAGCGAGCUCAAGAUGAUCAACCGCGAAAUCCAGGAUUAUCUCGACCGAGGCGGCCCUGCCAACCUGGCCUCUAACCAGCGUGCCAUCGCUAGCCUGGAGAACACCAUCGCCACUCUUGAAAGAGACAUGAAAGAGCUCACCACCCAAAUCCACAAGCUAAACAAGGAAAUCGACAACAGCGACGCCAAACGGCGCAACAUCGCCGACAACCUCACCUACCGCAAGAAUCUGCGCGAGCGCGACGCUCUCGAGGAGGAGAUCGAAGAGCUCGUGUCCCGCAACGCACAAGAGGACUAUGACCGUCUCGUCAAGGAAGCGCACUAUCUCGAAUCGAGGCGCGGCAAGCUCAACGCCGACCGCGAUCGUCUGAUGGGUUCCAUGUCGACCAAAGACGAGCAGUUCGCGCGACUCAACGACGAAUACGAGAUCGAGCUGAAAGGCGCGCGCGCCCGGUUCAAGGAGAGCCACAUCAAAGUCGAAACCACCAAGGCCGCCAUCGAGGACCUCGCGCGCGGAAUGGUGGCGCUCGACCAGGCCAUCAUGCAAUACCACUCGCUGAAGAUGGAGGAGAUCAACCGCACCAUCGGUGAGCUGUGGCAGAGCACGUACCAGGGCACCGACAUCGACACGAUCCAGAUCCGGUCCGACAUGGACUCGUCGGCGUCGGGCGGCGCGAGCGGCAACACGCGCCGCAUCUACAACUACCGCGUGUCCAUGAUCAAGGGCGACACGGAGAUGGACAUGCGGGGGCGCUGCUCGGCCGGCCAAAAGGUUCUGGCGUGCAUCAUUAUUCGUCUUGCGCUGGCCGAAUCGUUUGGCCUCAACUGCGGCCUCAUCGCGCUCGACGAGCCGACGACGAACCUCGACAGCGACAACAUCCGCUCUCUCGCCGAGAGUCUGCAUGCCAUUAUCAAGGCGAGAAAGAGCCAGAAUAAUCUGCAGCUGGUGGUGAUCACGCACGACGAGGAGUUUUUGAAGCAUAUGCAGUGUAGCGAGUUCUGUGAUGACUUUUUCAGGGUCAAGAGGGAUGAGAAUCAGAACAGUGUCAUUUCGAGGGAGAAUAUUACGAGGAUUUCGGAGUAA